Messenger RNA from Zeugodacus cucurbitae (melon fly), 1370 nucleotides. Its product is annotated as metaxin-1 homolog. The transcript has 5 exons. Gene Ontology annotation, cellular component: SAM complex. Bases 182 to 1159 code for a protein of 325 amino acids. Gene Ontology annotation, biological process: mitochondrion organization. The record is from RefSeq and is a predicted model, not a curated record. Lineage: Eukaryota; Metazoa; Arthropoda; Insecta; Diptera; Tephritidae.
UUUCGUUUCGUUCUUAACCUAGCAAAAUUUUCGGUACUCAUCCAUUCGCGUAAGAUUACAAGUCAAGUUACCAAUCAAGUUCGUUAUUUAGCUGAUCAGUGGUAACAAUUUCAAAAUAUAUAGAGUUUUGUGAUUGUAAAUGCAUUAUCAAAGAAGUGACGUGUGUAAGACAAACUAAGAUAUGCAUUUAGGUGGAGUUUUAUAUGUAUAUAAAGGAGAAUGGGGUCUGCCAUCAAUCGACUUCGAUUGCCUACGUGCUCUGUGCUUGGUUAAAUUUACACGAUGUCCGCUGCAAAUCGAAACAAAUGCUAAUCCCAUACGCUCAAGCACGGGGAAAUUACCAUACAUACAAAUUGGCAAUAAGAGGUUCUGUGGGUACAGAGAAAUCAAGAAGCUGUUGGAUAAAGAGGGCUACCCGAUAGAUGCCAAUCUGCCAGAGAACCACAAAUUGCUCUCACCCGCUUAUGCCAAUUGGGUUUUUACCAACCUUCAUUCAUAUUACUAUUAUUUCAUGUUCGGCGAACCUAACAACUUUGAUACUACACGCAGUCUGUAUGCUAAGAGAACAACGUUUCCAUUCAAUUUCUUUUAUCCAAGCAGUUAUCAGAGGGAGGCAUGUGAUAUUGUUAUGGUAAUGGGUGGUUUCGACCUGCGCGAUAAGCUGGAAAAUCAUGAUGCAGACUAUCUCAUUACGAAUGCUAAAAAAUGUGUGAAUCUUCUCUCGAAAAAAUUAGGAAAGAAAGUUUGGUUUUUUGGAGAUGUCUUUAGUGAAUUCGAUGCUAUCGUGUAUUCGUACUUAUCGGUACUUUUUAAAGCUACACUGCCCAAUAAUCCACUACAAAAUCACAUCAAAGGCUGUCAAAAUUUAGUGAAUUUUAUUAAUCGUAUAACAAAAGACAUUUUUAAAAAUGAAGGAUUCAAUUCACUCAAAACCAUCAAAAGUCAGUCAUCGAAUGAUCCCUUACUAACAGCCACAGAGCGACAUUUCUUGGAGUCUGAAAAGAAAACCAAAGUAUUGGCGGCAAUUGGCGCAGUUGUGGCUAUGGGCACAUUUGCCGCUUGGCGUGGCGUUUAUAAGCAGUUUUCAAAUUCCCGUCGUUAUUAUGAUGGCUUAGAAUAUGAAGAUGAUGAAGCGUUGGAAGACGACGAAAUGGAUUAAUGAUGCGAGUCGUUAGGAAAACAAUUGCCUUCCAAAAAAAAAUAUGUAUGGAACUACCGAAAUUCUCUGGCGUAUGCCAACUCAUUUCAUUAUACCAAAAACAACACUUUUAACAAAGUUUCCGAUCUACCGCCAACUGUUAUAUAUAAUCACUUUUAAGUCUUAGUUUGAUAAUAAAAUUUAUAAUUAGUUUUAAACUUUACAACCAAAA